AUGGGUUCAGCAACAGCUUCAACCUUGCCUCCGGACUUUCUCUGGGGUUUCGCGACUGCCAGCUACCAGAUUGAAGGCGCAGUAACCGAAGAUGGCCGUGGUCCUUCUAUCUGGGACACUUUCUGCAAAAUCCCUGGCAAGAUAGCCGGGGGAGCCAACGGAGACGUAGCAUGCGACUCGUACCACCGUACAGCUGAAGACAUCGCACUGUUAAAGGAAUGCGGUGCUCAGGCUUACCGCUUCUCAAUCUCAUGGUCGCGCAUCAUUCCCCUCGGAGGCCGCAACGACCCCAUCAACGAUAAGGGUGUCCAACAUUAUGUCAAGUUCGUCGACGAUCUUCUAGCAGCGGGGAUCACACCCCUUGUGACACUGUUCCACUGGGAUCUCCCCGAUGCAUUAGACAAGCGCUACGGUGGGCUCCUCAACAAGGAGGAGUUCGUUGCAGAUUUCGCCAACUACGCGCGAGUCAUGUUCCGGGCCCUGGGCUCAAAAGUCAAGCAUUGGAUCACCUUCAAUGAGCCGUGGUGUUCCAGUGUCCUUGGGUAUAACGUCGGUCAGUUUGCUCCCGGUCGGACGAGUGAUCGGAGCAAGAGCGCAGAGGGAGAUAGCUCGAGGGAGUGCUGGAUCGUGGGGCACAAUAUCCUCGUGGCUCAUGGAGCUGCGGUGAAGAUCUACCGAGAGGAGUUCAAGAGUAGAGAUGGUGGGGAGAUCGGGAUCACACUUAACGGAGACUGGGCUGAGCCCUGGGAUCCCGAGAAUCCGGCCGACAUCGAAGCCUGCGACCGCAAGAUCGAAUUCGCCAUUUCCUGGUUUGCAGACCCCAUCUAUCAUGGAAGGUAUCCAGACAGCAUGAUAAAGCAGCUUGGCGACCGACUCCCCAGCUGGACCGCAGAAGACAUCGCUCUCGUCCACGGCAGCAAUGACUUCUAUGGCAUGAACCACUACUGCGCCAACUACAUCAAAGCCAAAACCGGCGAAGCGGAUCCCAACGAUACUGCCGGAAAUCUGGAGAUCCUGCUCAAGAACAAGAAGGGCGAGUUCAUCGGCCCAGAGACACAGUCUGCAUGGCUGAGACCGUAUGCACUUGGGUUCCGGAAGCUGUUGAAAUGGCUAAGCGAUAGAUACGGUCAGCCUAAGAUCUACGUUACUGAGAAUGGGACGAGCUUGAAGGGUGAGAAUGACUUGCCGGUGGAGGAGCUGCUGAAGGAUGAAUUCCGGACGCAGUACUUCCGUGAUUAUAUUGCUGCUAUGGCUGAUGCGUACACGCUGGAUGGGGUGAAUGUGAGGGCUUAUAUGGCUUGGAGUUUGAUGGAUAACUUCGAAUGGGCUGAAGGUUACGAAACCCGGUUUGGGUCGACCUACGUCGACUACGAACAUGGCCAGAAGAGGAUCCCGAAGGACAGUGCGAAACAGAUCGGCCAGAUUUUCAGCCAGUAUAUCGAGAAGAAAUAA
Messenger RNA from Aspergillus niger, 1452 nucleotides. RefSeq lists its product as uncharacterized. Gene Ontology annotation, molecular function: beta-glucosidase activity. Gene Ontology annotation, biological process: carbohydrate metabolic process. Bases 1 to 1452 code for a protein of 483 amino acids. The record is from RefSeq and is a predicted model, not a curated record. The transcript is spliced from 5 exons. Lineage: Eukaryota; Fungi; Ascomycota; Eurotiomycetes; Eurotiales; Aspergillaceae.